UGAGGCCGUUCCAUGUCGAACAGGAAGUAGAGAAAUGUCAGAGGCAGAGAGGAGAAACUUCAUGAGCUGACCCACACACCCACACACACACACCUUCAUCCUCCUCCCUGGGUUUAUCUGGACACUGUCCCGGAAACUACCAUUUACACUUUAGGAUGGCAGAGAAGGUGCUGGUCACAGGGGGAGCGGGCUACAUUGGCAGUCACUGCGUGGUGGAGCUGAUUCAAGCUGGCUUCCAGCCGGUCGUGGUGGACAACUUCAGUAACGCAGUCAGAGGAGAAGAGGAUGUGCCAGAGAGCAUACACAAGAUAGAGAAGCUGCUGGGCACAAGCAUUGAGUUUCAUGAACUCGACCUUCUGGAUCGUCCCGGUUUGGAACGACUCUUCAAAAAGCAUGCUUUCAGUGCCGUGAUGCACUUUGCUGGCCUGAAGGCCGUCGGGGAGUCAGUGGAGCAGCCGCUGCGUUACUAUAGAGUCAACCUCACCGCCUCCAUCAACCUGCUGGAGGUGAUGCAGGCUCACGGGGUCCGCAACCUGGUCUUCAGCAGCUCGGCCACGGUGUACGGGGACCCCCAGCACCUGCCCAUCGACGAGCAGCACCCUGUGGGCGGCUGCACCAACCCCUACGGCAAGACCAAGUACUUCAUCGAGGAGAUGAUCAAGGACCACUGUAAGGCGGAGAAGGACUGGAAUGCAGUGCUGCUGCGUUAUUUCAACCCAAUUGGAGCUCAUCCCUCCGGCGUGAUAGGAGAGGACCCUCAGGGUAUCCCCAACAACCUGCUGCCAUAUGUUGCUCAGGUUGCCAUUGGGAGAAGGAAGUGCCUCAACGUAUUUGGGAACGACUAUGACACAGUCGAUGGGACAGGUGUGAGAGAUUACAUUCACGUCGUAGAUCUGGCAAAGGGACACAUGGCAGCUUUGAAGAAGCUGAAGAAGGACUGCGGCUGCCAGGUUUACAACCUCGGAACAGGAAGGGGCUACUCUGUGCUCCAGAUGGUGAAAGCCAUGGAGAAAACCUCAGGGAGAGAGAUCUCAUACGAGAUCGCCCCUCGUAGGGAGGGAGACAUUGCAUCCUGCUACGCUGACCCUAGUCUGGCUGAGAAGGAGCUCGGCUGGAAGGCCGAAUUUGACCUGGAACGAAUGUGUGAGGAUCUGUGGCGCUGGCAGUCCAUGAACCCCACAGGAUUUUCCAAAGCCCCAGCGUCUUGAUACGACUGGGCAGACUGUCGUUAAAUGUUAUUUCCUCUUCGCUCUUAAUCAACCAUUAUCACAUUUUAAAAUGAUUGUUUACAAACGGUUUUCAGUUUUCUCUGUGUCGUUUUCAUUGGAUCAACGAUGGAUAUUUUCUCUAUAAAUGUAUUGAUCUUGAAGCAAUAACAAUGAAAGAUUAAAUAAAAUUUCUUAUUGGAGACACAGAAGCUUAUCAUUCCUCUACAUAAUGAAACUGAUGCAAAUGAUUGUGAAGUGAGUUUUAAUUAAUGUUGACUGACAUCGUUUUACCACAUUGAGAUUAAACCACGAUGAUUCAGUGUGACACAACCAAACCAUGAGAAUGUUCUGGUAUAAGAGGCUCUCUCACCUUUACAUAGCACAUAACAGCUGUAAGGUACGGUGGCCCUGAAGCAGGGCCGUGGUUAGGCCUGUUUUAGGGGGGCUGAAGCCCCCCUAAAAUGUGCUUCAGCCCCCCAAAAUAAUUAUUGUGAUUUUUUUUUUUUUUUAAAUUAAACUAUUGUUUUACACAUGGACAAGUUAUUUAUAACUCUAACAUGCUACAUGUCAUUUUAAAUUGACUUCAGUGCCAUGAACAUGUCUUCUGAUCUGAUAUGACCUCAACCAUGAAUAAAUUGAAAUAAAUGUGUAUAUAUACAGUAAAUAUAUAAAUGAUAA
Messenger RNA from Pleuronectes platessa (European plaice), 1886 nucleotides. It is a transcript of the gene gale, whose product is annotated as UDP-galactose-4-epimerase. NCBI's taxonomy places the organism in Eukaryota, Metazoa, Chordata, Actinopteri, Pleuronectiformes, Pleuronectidae. Gene Ontology annotation, molecular function: UDP-glucose 4-epimerase activity. The record is from RefSeq and is a predicted model, not a curated record. Gene Ontology annotation, biological process: beta-D-galactose catabolic process via UDP-galactose, Leloir pathway. Gene Ontology annotation, cellular component: cytosol. The coding region runs from base 156 to 1208 and encodes 350 amino acids. The transcript is spliced from 11 exons.